UUCACAUUGAUUUUUUUGUGUGUUGUAAAAAAUCGACUUUUCCUGUCAAAUAGAAUUGAAAGCGGCAAUUUUUUUGUUGAAAGAAUUUUAUUUUCUCAUAUUUUCCUACGGAUUUUUGUUAACUAAAGGCUUGUAAAGAAAAGAGCUAUGGAUAAACCUGAUGCAGGACAAAAUAAUCAAAACUCUGUUCCUCCAGCAGAACCGGCACAAACAAAUUUGCAAGCUAAUGUCAAUAAUAACUUGAAUCAAACCGCAAAUGCACUGCAACAAAUUAAAAAACCAAGAAGUGAUUUAAAUUCUUUACCUACGCGACAAUAUCUCGAUCAGACAGUAGCGCCCAUCUUAUUGCACGGCUUGCAAACUUUGGCACGUGAACGGCCACCAGAUCCAAUUAGUUUUUUGGCUUCGUAUCUCCUUAAGAAUAAGAAUCGCUGCGAAGAAGCCAUACCAGAGAAUGUAUAAAGUAGUUGAGAUGAGAGUACAAGAAAGAAUAUGCCCUACGGCAGGGAUUUGCAGAUGAAGUUGGUGUAUUUUUCCUACUCUCUUUUUUUUAUUUUGUAAUAGUUUCUAAGUUAUAUAUUUACAAAAUUCUUAGUUCUGUAAGUUUGAGUUUCAUUUUGUGCAUUCUUUAGCGGAAAACGAACUAAUGGCAUAUGCAAAAGGUAAUGAGGAAACAUUUUGUUGGCUUGUUGGUUGCUACCAAAAAAGUUUUCUAUGGAAUUUUUGGAGUGUUUAUUUUUUAUAAGAUACCUUUUCAUAUGUACUUAAAUGGACUGUAUGUUUUAAUGCAUAUGCAAGUGUGAAAUAAAUAUUUAAAAUACCUAUGUUUAGAUUUGAAAUUGCUGACUAA
Messenger RNA from Calliphora vicina (urban bluebottle blowfly), 850 nucleotides. RefSeq names its product Dpy-30-like 1 (gene Dpy-30L1). Gene Ontology annotation, cellular component: Set1C/COMPASS complex. The transcript is spliced from 2 exons. NCBI's taxonomy places the organism in Eukaryota, Metazoa, Arthropoda, Insecta, Diptera, Calliphoridae. Bases 148 to 462 code for a protein of 104 amino acids. The record is from RefSeq and is a predicted model, not a curated record.